AUGGCGCAGCGUAAGAACGACGCCAGCCUCGGCGCGUACACCAAGCUCGCGCUGGACAUUGAAAAGUGCGAAGUGUACAACCCGACGCAGUGGCGCCAAGUGCUGCAGCGUGCCCACGCGCGCCUCGACGCGCCGAAGCGGAGCAAGAAGCGCCCGCGCGACGUGUCGAGCCAUGCGCAUUGUCCGUCACUUAACGCUUACUUGCACCAGCCCGACAUGGUCGCGGACCUUCUCCAGCAGGCGGCUACUAUCGAAACGUCACCGCUGCGCCGCGGCAGUAGCAGCACCAGUCUUCGGCGGCGCAGCAGCGUCGUACAACCUGAAGAGACGGGUCGUGUCUCGCUGCCCAUCUUGCGUGUGCUGACGCCCCGAACGCGGCAGUGGGUCGCGCGCUUGCCCAAGCCGCGGGACGCCGACGUCGCUGCGGUCAACCAGCUCGAGGCGUUCGCGGACGAGGCCAUCCACGCGCGCCACGUCACCUCCUUGGCGCGGCUCAGCCACCGACAGAACGUGUACGGCAAUCUGGUGCGGGGCACGAGUCCCACCAAGCCAUUGCUGGGUGGACGCCGCCAACGAGGUGCGCCGGCGCUGGCGAUGGACGCCGUAGAGCGUCGGCGCAUGGCACUCGAAGACAUCAACGUUGCGCUGCUGUGCCAUCGACGCGAGGUCAUUAUGACGCACCAGUCCACGUUGCAGAUACCACCGACACCGACGCGGUCGCACGACAAGGAAGCCUCGGAAGCCAUUCAAAUGCAAAUCGACGACCGCGAUGUCUCGGACAGCACCCUGGCCACGUGGCUCGCGUGGCACCGGGAUGUUGAAAAGAAGCACUUGACCCACCUCCACGAGGAGCACGAGACGCACGUGGCCGACGCACUUCUUCAAGAGCGCCGCGUGGCGAUGGCAACAACGUCGCUCCAGUCCACGCUCCAGAGCGUGCAGCGCUGGCUGCCCCUCGACGUCUUGUACGGCUUUGGGAAAGGUCCAUUUGCCUCGCUGCCCAUCCACCGGGCCAUGGACCGCGUCCACGCGGCGCUGGUUCGCAUGCGCUUCAACGCACUUCUCCACGGCUUUGGAACGUGGCUCGCACGCACCAUGGCACGUCGCGCGAUCGCUUUCCACAAUGCGGCCCUCUCCGUGCAAUGCGCGUGGCGUCAAGCUCUCGCCCGCCACGAGCGCCGGCUGCGACACCGGUUGCUACAGCAGCAGCGGCAGCGCGAGGCGAGUCUUCUCGCGCGGCUGCUCACGAAGAAGGACGCUGCAGCGCGCAUUCUCACUCGCACGCUUCGCCGCUACGCUGUUGCAUGCACCCGAGCGCGAUCAUGUGCGCGCAUCGAAGCUGCAACCCGCCUGCAGCGGUUCUACCGCCAGCGCACGGCGCGCUGGGCGCGCUUUCUCCAGCUUUUGCGGCACCGAAAGGAGACGGCGGCCGCGAUUCGAGUGCAGGCCCAAGUCCGUGGCUGGCUCGCCCGACGGCGGCGCACGCUACUGCGAAAGCUGGAUGCGGUGGCGCUGCGUGCGCACUAUGCAGCUGUUGUGGCCGCGACCAAAGCGUAUCAAUUGCGGCUUCUCGGCGCCGUGCUUCUCGUGCAGCGGACACUGCGCCGACGCCGGUUUGCGCGCAAGGCCAAAUUUGCCGCCAUGCGGCGACGCCAUGCCAAGAACGUCAUUACAGUCGUGCAGCUGCAAGCGUGGUGGCGCAUGGUCGCUGCCUAUCGCUCUCGUCGGCGGUAUGCGCUUCGUAUUGGACCCGCGGCCAGCGUCCUGCAACGUGCGUGGCGCCGGUAUCGAUCCCAGUGCCACUUGAAGCACCUCAAAGAAGCGCGCGCCAACGCCAUCAAGGCGCGCAAACUCGCCAAAAAGAAUUUCCGCAAGGACCAGCGCCAGCUCCUUCGGCAGCGGUCGCAAGCCAAAGGCGUCAACAAAUUGCUGCUGCAAGUCACCGACACCGUCACCAACGUGUUCCGCGAGCCGACGCUCGCGCAAAAGCACAAGGCGGCAACAACGCUCCAGGCUGCGUUCCGUGGCGCCAAGACCCGCCGCCGCGUGCGUCGACUCCGUGUGCGGUCGGACGAAGCGACGCGCCGGCGUCAUCGGCGACGACAGCACGUAGCGGCAACGACGAUCCAGCGCAUGGCGCGCGGCAUGCUCGGUCGAAUGCGCUACUGGCGGCUCAAGGUCCACGCCUAUGCGCGCCGGAUCCAAGUGCUCUUUCGCAGUCGCAAGGCGCGCCAGGCGAUCCUCGAUGUACAGCGCUACGUUCAUGCCGCGGGUCUCAUCAAGCGCCACUGGCUACAAAAGAAACGCCUUGUCGAGUUUCGACGCACGCGGCGGGCGGCGGUACGGAUACAGGCCAUCGCUCGCAGGUAUUUGCAGCAACGCGAUUACGUGCGUCUCGUGCAGAAGCGGCAGCGGCGGCUUGAACAGCAUGCCAUUGGCGCGGCGCGGCUACCCUCGACGCUGCGCUUCGUCCAGGACACGCUCUUGCUGUGGAGCUACCAGUUUCCGUACGUUGCGUCGUCCAAAACGGCGCCCAAUGCGAGCGUCCAACGACCGCUGCAGACACGCUUGGACGAUAAGACGACGUGGGUCGCUUCAGGGUGCUACGGCGUGUGGCAAAGCCUCUUUUUGGCGUUGUGUCGCUACGGCAACACGCCGGACGCGACCGAGAUGGACAACAUGCGCUUUUCCAAGUUCUUCAAGGACACGCCUGGCGCACUGCACAAGGUGCAUUUGCCGCUCCACGCGGUCGACGUGGCGUUCGCCAAAGUCAAAGUUGGCAAGGCGCGCUCGAUUCCGUUUGCGGCCUUUCACACGGCGAUGGGCAGCCUCCUCGCGGCGCGGUUUCCGGAUCCGACCUUGCAGCCGAGUUCGCGGUAUCUGCUCUUUCUGCAUAAAGUCGUGCUGCCGUCCAAGCUGGGCGAGCCGUUCCGACUGCAACUCGCGACCCUUGCCCUCGAGCGCGCGCACUGGGCAGCCCAUGUCAUCCAAAGCAUGGUCCGGCAUGCGCUCCAGCGCGCCCGCCGCGCCGCGUUCCUCGUUCGAUUCCGCGACGCCCAAAACCGGUGGCGCAGCCGCCGCGCCCGUCUCCAAUUCGAUGCGCUCGUCCGGGAGACGUACGUCGAGUACGUCAACGGCAAGUCGGGCGCCAAAUCCUACAAGAACCUCGUCACGGGCGUGACGACCUAUUCGCGGCCCGCGCUGCUGCGGGACAUGCCCCCCACUGUCUCGAUCCUAUUGCCGCCGCCCGACGAAGAGUACAUUGUGUACUGCAUGAAGCACGAGUCGCAGCCACGCGAGAAAGCCACCAUCUACUGCCUCGAGUGCGACGAUGCGGUCUGCGCCGACUGCUUCGCCCGCGACCACAAGCGCGCCGCGUUCACGUCGCAUGCAACGCUACCGAUCGAGCUCUGUCGCCUCUGCACGACGCAGACAGCGACGCGCCGUUGCAACCAGUGCAUGGACGGCGGCGCGCCGUACUGCGAUGCGUGCUACCCCCAUUACCACCGCACACGGCCACACACGUUCACGGCGCUCGUCGCGCUCUGCGUUGAGUGCCAAGCCAAGGCCGGCGCGUGGCGGUGCACGGUCUGCACCGACUAUUUUUGCAAAAAAUGCUACUCGAAUUUCCAUCGCAAGGGCCAGCGGCAGCACCACGGGAUCGAGCGCGUCGCGUACCUCCCGUUUGCGGCCAAGGCGAUUCUGGAUGCGCGGGCGACGGACGCGGCGCGGCUCGCGCAGGCGAGCGCCGUCGACAGUGUCGUGUCGGCGCAGCUCAGCGAGCUCGACGUCGCCAAGCAAGACAUUGCAGCGCGCAUGAUCCAAGCAGCGUUUCGCGCGAUGAAGGGACGCGUCGAGGGCAAGGCGUACAUGAAGCUGAUUCGACGGACCAACUGGAUCGUCCAGCAGCGGGUCAAGGACGAUGUGGUCCGGCGCGGCCUCGCCUACAAGCUCAAAAAAGCCAUUGGCGUCGCGGAGGUGCUGGCGUCCGAUACAGACGCCGAAGCUGCUGCGAUUGCCGCGCGCAAAGCGGCCAUCAAGGACGCGCUCGGGCUCUCGACGUAUGACAACAGCAACGGCCCACCACCAUGGUGCACGUAUGACGCGCCUGUGCUCAUCACGCGCGGCGAGUUCAAGUCGUGCGAGGCCACUAUUGUCUCGACCAACGCGCUUGUCGAUUCGGGAAAUGUACUCGUCUUUAUCGCCGAUGCACACAAGUCGGUGCUCAUGCCGCUUCGGGACCUCCGCCCGAUGGACCGCGAGAGUGGUGGCCCGAUGCAGCGAUUGACGCAGUCGCUCGCCGCGGCGUCCCAGAAGGUCCACGCCAAAGUACUCGCCAAGGUCGACGCGCAGAGCUUGGCGAUCAAGCUUUUGCACCACCGCACGGAAUUCAAAGACAUUGAGGAGCACGCGUGGCUGCCGUCCCGCGACCACGUGACGGGCGAGAACACGUAUUGGAACGUCGUCUCCAACUGCACGACCACGACCAAGCCGCGGACGCUCGCGGCGCUGGACACGAUGGAAGCAACGGCCAAGGCCGAGAUGCGCGACCAGGUCUUGGCCGCCAAGACGAAGCUCACUGCGCUUUUACGCAAGACGGACCGCGGCGCGGGCGACCGCCGAGGCAGCUUUGAUGCGGCAGUUUUGGACGCCACCGAGGUGCGCCGGCUUCACGAUGCGCUGUUCUGGGCCGACCACAUGCAUGGCCACCCGCGGCUUGGAAAGAAGGCGCAGGACCUCACCAACCACCUCAGUACGACGCAGUUGAUGCAUGUUGUCCAGUUCUUCAAUCGACUCCAAAGCGCCGUGGCGGCGGACCAAUGGGACGCGUCCUUGCUGCAGCUCGUGGGCCUUCCGCGCGAUGCCAAGGUGCAGUUUGCGACGCAGUGCGCCGAGAUGGGCAUCCAGGACGGCAUCGCGUCGCUCGAGAGUCUCGCCGGCGCCAAGACCAAGAAAGCAGCUGCCGCCGACGACGCCGACCGCACGGAAUAGAAC
Messenger RNA from Saprolegnia parasitica CBS 223.65, 4995 nucleotides. RefSeq lists its product as hypothetical. The coding region runs from base 1 to 4992 and encodes 1663 amino acids. Gene Ontology annotation, biological process: microtubule polymerization. The transcript has 12 exons. Gene Ontology annotation, molecular function: zinc ion binding; tubulin binding. Lineage: Eukaryota; Oomycota; Saprolegniomycetes; Saprolegniales; Saprolegniaceae. The record is from RefSeq and is a predicted model, not a curated record.